Messenger RNA from Periconia digitata, 1092 nucleotides. The record is from the annotation of a GenBank genome assembly. Lineage: Eukaryota; Fungi; Ascomycota; Dothideomycetes; Pleosporales; Periconiaceae.
CUGCACACCGCUGAUCGGUAUCACGAGUGUCACUCAGUGACUCAAUCUUCAUCACCACUGCCUGAACUUCAUUCUAAGCUCAAUAUCUGGAAACAAAAUACCGCCAAUGUACUAUUGUCACUGCCCGACAUUAUAGAAGAACCACCCUGAAUAUGAUAGCGAUCACCCCCUCCCUUGUAUGGUAUACUCGUGCUCAAUAAUUGCCCCCAUACUGCAAUGCAAUGAACCCUCAGUCGCCAACGUUUCGCAAAGACUAUCAGAGUAGCACCGUCAACUUAGCUUCUAUCUGGUAUAAAGAUCUGGUCUUGAGUCCCACUACGCCAUCACUUCUACAAUCACUACUGUCAUAUCCACCAAGGCACCUACCACUCUACCAAAACACUUGGUCUUCAAACUCUAUCCAAAUACUAUCGCAAUGCGUCUCCCCGGCUUCAUCACCACCUUGAUGAUCGGGUUGUUGAUCUACCUCGCAACAGCCAUGCUUCUCGGAGCCGACUCUGCCGUCGUCCCCACCCUGACCGGCCGGUCUACAUCCGAUUGCUCUCCAAGAACGAGUCAGCACGAAGGUGGCAUCUGUGGCUGUGAAGAGAAAAAUUGGGGAGGCUACUGUGCCCACUGGACGCCUCCAGAUCGCGAAUGCGUAUCCUUUUUUUCGGCGAAGGGCGGAAAUUCUUUUUCGACUCCUGGAACCCCGACAAUAACACAGUGUGCGAGAUGUUCCUGGACAAGUUUUGCUCGAGAAAGCAUAAGGUCAAUGCCCCCAAUGGGUACGGGCUUUGGAGGCACGACGAAGAUUCACAAACUCUGGCAUAUCCUCCAAGUAUAGCGAAGAGUUUCAGAUGCUGGGAGUGCAGUGCCGACCGGGAAAGUUUGUCAGAGUGUGGCGCGGAUCAUCUUGAGGGUACGGUCGAAAGUCCUUGACUCAUUGCUGCGAGCAGCCAUCGCAGUAUGAUGUAUGAUGAUUUUGGGAUCCAGACCUAUGCGGAGGCUCCACGUGGUGUUUGCAGACUUGGGCGUUUACAGGAUUCCAUAGUUGAGAACAUGUCCUUUCUGUGGCGAGAUAUUCCCUUCAACGAUGAUGGGACGUAUUUG